This is a messenger RNA of Amoebophrya sp. A120, 1042 nucleotides long. The record is from the annotation of a GenBank genome assembly. NCBI's taxonomy places the organism in Eukaryota, Dinophyceae, Syndiniales, Amoebophryaceae.
CUUGCUGAAGUAGGUGCCGUUGCUGCAGAGCGCUAGUGUUUUGGAACUGGUACUCCGUGACUUUUCUACCUUGCUUUACAUACCCAGUUUCUGCGCAUGAUUAGCAGUCACAGCAGCAAAAGCGUGCUUUGGAUUAAUGGCUUUUCUGCAAGACCACGGGUAGAGCGAGAGCGGCAUGCGAGACGCUAAGCAUGAUGCUGCGUGGUUCCAAAAAGGCGCUAGCGACAAAUCAAGUUCUCGGAUUUUUCCUUGAGCACUCGCGGUACAAUUAGGUGCUUUGCACCGUAGGGGAUGUAUUAAGAAGAGCGGCCGACCCUUAGCACUACCGGGGUCGGUUGCCGCACGGUGCGCGAAUUCGUCGAACUCGCUCCCUCAAAGUGAGAAAACGUGACGGCGUUAAGUACUGAUCAGCAAAGGAUAUGAGUGCUGCAGACAGUUUGCGCCUCCUUCAUGUGCCCAGUGCUUGACAACGCCCAUUAUUAGCAGCGUUGCUUGACAAGAUCCAUCUUUCGUAGCGUACCUAGUGCUAUGAUGUGAUUGCUGUGACUGCUAGUUUUUUGCCUUCGUGGAAAGUAAUUUGUUAUGUCGUGUACUCACGCAGUUGUCCUGCUUACGAACAACCCAAAUGAUCCAUCACUUUCAGGCACAGCGGUACCAGAGCGGGGCGAUGCGGUUCAAUCUGUUAAUGGGUUUUGAAGUUUUUCUUGUUCGGGUUUUUUAGGGAAUCUGUACUGAGUAAUUUUCUUUUCUUCGUACGAGUUUGGUUCUUAAACAGCAACAGCAGCAGCAAUACUUUUUUUCGAAAGUUUAAUGUACAUUGUUCCAUGAAAGUUUAUCAAUUCAGUUAUCGGGUAUCAAGUAGCUUCAGCGCCUUCAUCAGAGAAACGACUUCAGAGCUUCAUCAUCCGGAGAAAAGACGAAGGAUAGUGAAACUGUCAAAGGGGCGUUGCAGUUUUAUCGAAAUUGCAAGCUUAGGAUCAGUGUGAACAUCUUGUCGGACCUGUUGGAAUUUGCUAACAUAUUUCACAAAUUGCAAAAACAC